AUGGCAGGCACAGGUCUGCCGGACCAGCAGCUGCGGCUGAUGACGACGGUAGAGGAGACCUUGGGGUCGGCCCUGGCAUCACUUCACCAGGGAGAAAGCAGAGGUGGUGAGGAGCACGGGAAUGGCCGGAUCCAGCCACUGAAGACCAUCGGGGUCCCGUUCCUGUCCGGAUCGAGGAAAAGCAAAGGAGGCCCAACGAGGAAGGGGCUCGCUGACUUGGAGGCUCUGGUGGCAGGCGGCCACUCCGGAGUGGGGAAGGCGGUGGCGCUGUGA
Messenger RNA from Triticum turgidum subsp. durum (durum wheat), 273 nucleotides. NCBI's taxonomy places the organism in Eukaryota, Viridiplantae, Streptophyta, Magnoliopsida, Poales, Poaceae. The record is from the annotation of a GenBank genome assembly.